GUUUCCGCGACAGCAGCGGCGGCUUUUCCCACACGGGGAUACGCGCCACCACGGCGAAGUUACUCGUCGUCUUCUGAGCGCGCGCGCUGAUCGCUGUGCUUCACCUUUUUUUUUCUUCAUUUAGGGGAGGGUCUUCUUUUAACGGGCCUCCGCUACAUCGGCAUAGACUUGGCGGCUCCCAUCAACAGGCACUCAAGCUUUAAAAGGGAAAAAGGGAAAAGCCAGAAACCGGCUGCCUGUCUACGUGUGAUGAUCAGCGUAGCGGGUGUUGUUUGUCUCUCCCUCCGUCUUGAGUUGACCGUUUCUUCUGCAUAGAUUUACCUGUUUCUCUACUGCUCUUCUCAUCCCGCAAUGUCCGAUGUACUCGGCUACCUCAGCGAGGUAACCCAUCGCGUGUCCGCCACCUUCAUGCCGACCGAAAUGGAGGAUGUCGCGUCCUUCCUGCGCGGCGAUGCGUGGGUGCUGGUGUCGACGCACGCAGCUGCGGCGGACAGCGGCAGGGAACCUGCAACCACCGCAAACCCAACAGACGGAAAUGACGCUCCCCCCACGUUACUCCGUUACCCGCUAGGUGCCACACGGUGGGGCCGCUGCAUCCCGCUUGGCAUUGCCGGCACGACCCUCGUUUCCGCUGUGACUUCAGGCAGCCGUGCCGUUCUGCAGAACUUCUUUGAAGGCAGCGGCUUCGCGCAGGUCUUUACGGUGCACUUGGUGCCUACGGAGCAGCAGCAGCAGCAGCAGCGUGGCGGCAGAGGCGGAGGCGGCAGUGGGAAUCGCACUGGCGUGUCCACCACCGCACAUGUCGCGUCUUCCUCGCCCCCUUCCUUUCAGGCUGGCCAAGGCGGCUGUGUGGGGUGCACGGCGGCCUCUCGCAAGCGACGGCGGCUGUCCACCGCCGCACCGCCACCAGCAGCCCACAUUGUUGAUGUGACGCUGGACGGCCGCUACGGCUCGACCGCGCAGGCCGCACGACACGCCUGCAUGGCGGUGAUUCGGCGGUGGUUUGAAGACUUGGAAGACAGCCUUCGCCCCCGCGACGAGGAGGAGGAGGAGGCAUGGAAAGCACCAAAGGAGCUCGAUGAGAGAGCUGCUCCUCAGAAGGCGCAGCUCCGACGUCUGCUGGUCCUCGUGCACUGCUGCGCGGAUAACCGGGCCGCCGUCUCCACCGGAGCAGGCAGAGCCCCCUCUUCUUCUUAUUCAUCCUCCACGGCAGUUGGCGGUGGUGCGGCUCCUUCUCCUCUUUCUGGCUCAUCCGGCCGCCGCCACCGCAGGGGGGACGACCCGCUGCUCUCCUUUCUGCACGACCUCGCCGCCCUCGCCACGCUUUACGAAGCGCGGCUCUCCGCGACCGCCUGCAGUGUCCGACCUGCCGUACUGCUCCUCCCGGAAGAUGAGAGCUACGGCGGAGCGAUGCUGAAGCAUCGUUUAAAAGAGGAGGUGGGCUAUCGAUACUGGGUGCAGCUCUUCUCCCCGUCCGAUCAACAUCGGCAUCGGCAAGAGCAACCACCACGGCAAACGAACGGAGGGGGGAGUGCAGGCGACGCAUCAUCACUCGUGCGCCAAAGAGUAAAUGUCGGAGCGAGUUGGAAGGCGUCCGUGGUAGGCGGCAGCGCUGCGCAUCGAAAUGGCCUGUCACAACCGCAGCUGCACCACCGUCAAGGCGAGGCGCCGCUCGUUCGUGGCUGCCGCCUUGCUGCGGUUUGGGGUGUGUUGGACUCCUCGGUGCUGUCGGCAGGUGCCGAUCCUGCGGACACGGAUGUGAAGUCGCUCGCCGAUCCGUCUUUGCCGGUCGUGAAGGAAACCGCAGCCGAUCGUCGCACUUCAAGCCCUCUUCUUUUCACCCACGCAUCCGCGUCGCAACUUGAUGAGGCCCUGCGCCGCCACCCCGCGUGUUUCUUCGCGCGGCCAAGUAACGCGCCGCUGUGCGUCUUCUUAAUGGAAGCCCUCCGUCGUUUUCCUUUGCUGGCGCCUCUCGCCAUGCUGCGCCACUGGCAGUCCACGUGGACAGCGCGCCACUCGCUGAACGACGUCCUCUUUGUGUUUCAUUCCACUGUGUGUCCCUUUGCGAUGUCCGCCGCCCAUCAAGAUGCAUCCACGCUCCGCAGCAGCAAUAACAACGGUGAUGGAGGAGGAGGCAGCGUGUUGUCGACCCCGUCGCCCUCCUCGUUGCUGCGAGACGCAACGGACCUGUUGGACGCGCUGCUCGACGCCUCUUUCACCCUCGCCGAAGACCGCGACGCCGUCGUGCCGCUCUCGAGCAAUGAUUUUCGCAUUGAGCAGGCGACUUGGUUUAUGUUGAUGUACGAGGCACUGACGCAGCAGCGGGAGGCGCGACUACGACGCAUUCCAGGGGUCGUCGAGGUCCUUCUGCGUUUGUACGGCCGACACGCAGGCGGCCCUGCCGUGGGUGCCCCAACACCCAGCCACCUCACGACCACCACCAGCACCAAGAGCAGUACCGAGGAUGAGGCGAUACGCUACGCGGUGCGGCACCUCCUGCCGUUUGCACCGCUCAACGUGUUCUAUCAGGCGGUGCAGCAGUGCAGUGCUGCCCCUCCUCCUCCUCCUUUGCUGACGAGGAACAGCACCGCUGCAAAACGAGAGGUCGUGGCCUACCCGAUGAGCUCGCUCGUUCUCCCGCUGCGGCGUAUGUCGGUCGCCCUGCCGCUACGGACCACAACGCUGUUGUCGCUGCUGCCGCCGGACGCGUCGCUGCAGGAGUUGAAGGGGCUGGCGGAGCAGCGGUGGGCGGCGGAGCUGCCGGAGUCCUGGCAGAAAAUGGUGACGCAGGCGAGGGGCACGCAGCGCCGCAGCUUGGCUGCUCUUCAUGCCUCGGACUCACACGAUCGGCACGCAGGGGAUUCAUGGAUGGCCGCCUCCACGCAGUUAAGUCCGGCGAACUUCUUUCAUCCUCUCGUGCCGCACGCCGUGCGUGUGCUCUACCUCUUGACAGCGCACACCCUUCACGCGCCGACGGAGGCGGCAAAGCAGGUGCCGGUGGUGCAGUUGCAGGUGAUAUGUCAGCUGACCGACGAGCAGCUCUUGCUGGUGCUGAAGGAGCUGCAGACAGCGGGACUUGUGAAGAUAAACUGGCACGCGCAGACCGCACGUACGCUGCUGGACGCUACCUAG
This is a messenger RNA of Leptomonas pyrrhocoris, 3132 nucleotides long. RefSeq lists its product as hypothetical. NCBI's taxonomy places the organism in Eukaryota, Euglenozoa, Kinetoplastea, Trypanosomatida, Trypanosomatidae. The coding region runs from base 352 to 3132 and encodes 926 amino acids. The record is from RefSeq and is a predicted model, not a curated record. The transcript has a single exon.